CGAUUGAGGGAGAGAGAGAGAGUUUCUACCACCAAUAUCUCUUCUUCUUCACUUUUCCACACAUUGUCUAUUCAGAUUCGUCGACCCUUUUUCGGAAGCAGCCGCCGCGUUUUUUUUGUUUGACUUGUAGAAAUGGUGUUUCCGGAGAACACGAACUGGCUCAGUGAUUACCCUUUGAUUGAUGGUGUUUUCUCUCAUCAUAGUCCCAUUUUCCCUUGGCAGAUCGAUGGCUCAGCUACUGUCACUGUUGAAGAAGUUGAUGGCUUCCUUUGUGAUUCGGAUGUGAUCAAAGAACGUGGCUCAAAGAAGAGCGUCAAAUCCGAAUCUUAUGCUGGUCCUAGCUCGAAAGUGUGUAGGGAGAAACAAAGACGCGAUAAGCUAAAUGACAAAUUUACGGAAUUGAGUUCCAUAUUGGAACCUGGGAGAGCUCCGAAAACAGACAAGGUUGCUAUCAUCAAUGACGCUAUCCGCAUGGUGAAUCAAGCAAGAGACGAAGCACAGAGAUUGAAAGACUUGAAUUCAAGCCUCCAGGAGAAAAUCAAGGAGUUGAAGGAUGAGAAGAACGAGCUGCGUGAUGAGAAACAGAAGCUGAAGAUUGAGAAAGACAGAAUCGAGCAGCAACUCAAAGCGAUCAACACACAGCCUUUGCCUGCUCAACCUUGUUUCUUACCAAAUCCACCAACACUGUCUCAGGCUCAAGCUCCAGGAAGCAAGCUUGUCCCUUACACAACUUAUCCUGGCUUUGCCAUGUGGCAGUUCAUGCCUCCUGCUGCAGUUGAUACCUCACAGGACCACGUCCUUCGUCCUCCGGUUGCUUAAAACUGCUCUCUCUACUAUUGACGGUCUCCUUUUCUGAUGUAGACAAUCCUAUGCAAACUUGUAUUGUGUGAUUUAUGAUCAUCAUGUGAUUAAUUUGCAUGUAAAAUGGAAAUAAGCAUGCACUAAUUGUGCAAAAUGUUGUAAACUUUUGAAAUUAUGGUUCUACAGCUUGUGGAUUUUAUGAUCUUAAA
This is a messenger RNA of Brassica oleracea var. oleracea, 1010 nucleotides long. RefSeq names its product transcription factor bHLH115. Gene Ontology annotation, molecular function: DNA-binding transcription factor activity; protein dimerization activity. The transcript has 5 exons. Gene Ontology annotation, biological process: regulation of DNA-templated transcription; intracellular iron ion homeostasis. The record is from RefSeq and is a predicted model, not a curated record. NCBI's taxonomy places the organism in Eukaryota, Viridiplantae, Streptophyta, Magnoliopsida, Brassicales, Brassicaceae. The coding region runs from base 133 to 819 and encodes 228 amino acids.